AUGGACAACCAUCGAAAACUUCUAAAUUCAGGUGGCAGCCUAAAUAAUCGUUGGAUUAGCCUGAUUUGCUGGACAGCUUGGAUUUCUCGACCACCUCGGUGGGCCCCACUUAGAACGUGUGCCUUACAAGGGACUUCAAGAGAAACGGCCUCCCAAAACAAAACCCCAAACGGCAUUAUAGCCGCUCCUCCCCACCACUUCAGUUCUCCUCUCAAAAGAAUAAAGAGGGUUGAAGGAAAAAACAGAAGGGGACAGAGCAAGGAAGAAGAACGUGAAAUGGAGAAAAUCUCGUCUCCAGAAGCCAUGAAAGAAGAGCUGGUACGUAGGGGCUGGUUUUUCAGAGAAGAAGCUGGAGAUGUUCUUCGUGGCCUCUUCCAAAGCAGCUGUCCUGAUGAAAUCGGUGUGCUGAGUCGUGUUGAAUCAGAGUUGAUGAACAUGGAUUUGAGAGAGAUCGGUGGAAAAUCAUUGCCAGAUCCUUCUUCCAUCAGAAAAUCUUCCCAUCUACACGGCCCUAAAAUCCUUCAGCUGGUAUCUGUAAGGGAUUUGUAUCAAAGUAGCAUUGAGGCUUCAUUUAAGAAUUCACAGCGCAGACGUCGUCUCCUUCGGAUCUGUCUCACUGAUGGGCGUUCGGAGGUAAUUGCGAUAGAGUAUGCUCCAAUAGCAUCAAUCACCGAAGAGAUUGUUCCGGGCUCUAAGGUUCGCCUGGAAAGCAAAAUCCCUAUACAUAAUGGCAUAUUAUGUUUAGAUUCUAAAGUGGUAACUGUACUGGGCGGUCUUGUUCCAUCACUUUACGAGGAGUGGCAGAUGAGUCAGAAAUAUUCAGGUUUCUCUCGAUCAACUUUGAGGCUAUCUAAAAGCGGUGAAGGUGUUGGUCCUCCACCAUUUGAAAAGUUGCAGAUUGAAGUGCGGCCACGUCAGGUCCCUCAGCAGCACAGUUCACAUAGCAGUUAUUCUGAUCCUCCCAAGCCAACCUCAAAAGUCGCAUUGCCUUCUAAAUUGAGUGGAAGUUCUGAUGAUCAACAAGUUGGAAGGAACCAUGGCCAGAAGAUUCUUGAGAAGAGCCAGCAAACCAGUGAUUCAAACACGAACAAGAUGGAUGAUGAUCCAGCUAGGGUUUCUGUUGCUGGAAGGAAUGAAGACAAACCAAGUAGCUCGGAAUCCAGGCCAAAAGAAGCGAUUGAAGCUGUUCCAGUUCAAAAUCAAGCUGCUGCACAGAAACUCCUACAGAGAAUGAGUCAGCCGGCCCAGGGUGAAAGGCAAUCAAGAGGUCCAAAAUAUCGAGGAAAAGGCAAGCAAGAAGACCCUGCAGUUUUCACUCUAGAUGAAUGGGAAAGGAGGAAAGGUGGGGCAAAACCUCCCAUAAGACACGGGUUCCAAGAUGUUAGCCAUGAUGAGGAGCUCGCUCGGCAGCUACAGAAUCAAUUAGAUUUGGAGGAUUUUCAAGUAAAGACGGGUUCCGAAUCAGAAGCGGAUUGGAUACGAAUGAACAUGUUCAACUUUGGCGGAGCUGAAGAUCGAAAUGACGGUGGAAGGGAAUUUAGAGGGAGAGGGAGGGGAAGAGGAAGGGGAAGGGGAAGGAGGAGAUUCGGUUGAGCCAGCAUUCUUCCUCUACAAUUCAUCUACCUGUCGCGUCCUCCUGAUAGGUGUGAUGGUUUAUUUCUAUUCAGAAUAUGGGUUUCGAUAGGAUACAGUGACCAUCGUAUCACAGCUAUGGUACAUGGGUGGUUUCACUCCCUUGCUUUUAGAUGAUGAUCUGAACCAUUCAUUAUCUGUGCCACAGGGGGGCCAUCCUAAGAUUUACUGAAUGGAUGAUUGUGUAUGGAGAUGAAUUUGGAACAUUGAAUGGAUGAUUGUGUACAGGGAACAUUGAAAAGUAAAUUCUUAUUGGCUCAUAUUCAAAUCCAAGAGCCAAAGGUCAGGAUCAUCAAUGAAGCAUGAUUAUAAGAU
Magnolia sinica is the source of this 1947-nucleotide messenger RNA. RefSeq lists its product as uncharacterized. The record is from RefSeq and is a predicted model, not a curated record. Gene Ontology annotation, cellular component: nucleus. NCBI's taxonomy places the organism in Eukaryota, Viridiplantae, Streptophyta, Magnoliopsida, Magnoliales, Magnoliaceae. The transcript is spliced from 6 exons. Bases 1 to 1593 code for a protein of 530 amino acids.